Messenger RNA from Panicum virgatum (switchgrass), 2485 nucleotides. RefSeq lists its product as uncharacterized. The record is from RefSeq and is a predicted model, not a curated record. NCBI's taxonomy places the organism in Eukaryota, Viridiplantae, Streptophyta, Magnoliopsida, Poales, Poaceae. The transcript is spliced from 4 exons. The coding region runs from base 283 to 2229 and encodes 648 amino acids.
UCGCCCGGCCGUCGGUUUAGCAAACGAACCCACCGGUCGCCGCCGCGCGUGCGCCCCACGACGCCACCGCUGGCCGGCCCGGCAUCGCCUGCCCUUCCCCGACCACAAAGUCAAAAUCCGGAGGUGAAAUCCAACCCUGCGAGAGCUAGCCGAGAGCCACCGCCACGUCCCAUUUCUUCCCACGCGCGCGUGCACAGGAGCCGGCCGACGUGACGACCAGCCAGACGAACCGCGUGCGCGCAACAACGAGGCCGUCGCGGCGAUCGACGACCGACCGGGAUCAUGGCGCGCGGCCGCGGCUCCGGCGGCGAGGAGGCGGUGGACCUGUGGGCGAUGGUCUCCGAGCUGGAGCGGCAUUUCGCGGGGUACAAGCAGCGGCUCGCCGAGCGGGGCGGCACGGCGGCGCGCGAGCGCGACGGCGACGCUGCUGCGGCCGCUUGCGACGGCACGGGCGGCGGCGGCGGCGUGUACGGGGCGUCGCAGUCUGACGAGGCGGGAGGCCGCGGCAGCAACAGCAGCGACGUGAGGGGGAGGAUGUACGAGGCGUACGUGCGGCGGAGGGACGAGCGGCUGCGGGAAGGCUGGCGCGCGCGCAUGGAGCGCAAGGAGGCCGAGGUCAAGGCGCUCUGGGCGCAGCUCGAGCUCACCGGCCGCGCCGGCGCGGGCGCCGAGAGGGCGCCCGGCGGCGGCCACCCGACGACGACCACCACGACGACGGACGACGGCGCGGCCGCCGGAGACGAGAGGAAAACUGAGCGGAACGACGACGACAAGAGAAGAAGCUCGGACACUGCUCUUGCUCCGAGGAGGAUCACCGGCAAGAAGCAUGCGCGGACCAGGAGCUUCUCGUCGUCCAUCACCACGAACCGCUCCGACGCCGGGAGGCGGCGGGCGCUGUCGCAAGAACCGCCACCGUCAGAGCCACACUCCGCUGCGGAAGCCAGGAAAGAUAACCGAGCGCGCCCGGCCGGCGGUGCGGCGGCAACCACCGGGACGGCGAGACCCAGGACGUCUUUGCGUCGCAAGAACUCCGUCAAAGGACACGUCUCAGCGGCGCCGAAGCUGCCUCGCUCUCUGCCCCGACGGGCUAGCUCCGGCGGCCUCGAGGCUCUCAGCAGAGAGGCUGUUCUGCCGAUCGCCGAUGCGCCUGCGUCCGUGCAGAGCAGCUCGAGCGAGUGUGCUGCCCAUGGCGAAACCCCGAACGCUUCUCCGCCGAGGCCGUUCAUCGUCAAGGACGACAGCGGCGGCGGCGGCGGCGGCUGUGCAGCGGACGAGCGAGACGCCUCGCCGGAGUCAGAUCGCAGCGAGGUGGUCCAAGCCGUGUCAGAUGGCAAACCUGGAGCGAAAAAUGCUGACGUCGAGGAACUCUGCGAAGAGUUCGAAAAGGUUGGCGCCUCUCCUGACAAGCUUGGCAAUCCCAGCGGAGAGAUCACCAGCGACUCGGAGACCGAGCCGAGCUACGUCUACAUCAUCAACAAGGACAACGCCGACGAGCACGCCAUGACAAUUUCUGAACCUUUGAAAUCUGCUGGUUCGGAUGAUGCGCUAGAUUCAGACACGAGGACAAACGAAGAGAACGGCGAAGACAUGCCGGCACCAGCCGACGCCACCGCCGCAGAAAUCGCGACGACGAAUGCCGAGGAAGCGCCGGCGAGAGAGAGCUCCGACGAGUCUUUGUUCUCUGUCAGGUCAGGGCUGAGCGCGCGGCCAUCGUGCAGCUCUCGGGAUCAGUCCAUCGAGAGGCUGCUAGAAGCAGACGCCGUUCUUCUGCGGAAGAAGCGCGAGGAGCGCGCCGAGAAGAGCACGCCGCCUAAGACUCCGGGCAGAGCGGGGAGUAGGGUCUCCGGCGCGGCGCGGUCGCCGAGAGGUACAGUGAGGGGAUUCAAGAAGUUCCUGAGCUUCGGCAAGAAGAACAGAGGCCGGGAUGUCACCGUCAUCGACUGCACGUCGCCGUCGGUGCCCUCGCUGGCGGAAGACGACAGCACGAGCGGAGGGUGGCAGUCCGCUGGUUCGAUCAAGCCCAGGAUGGGCUCCUCGGAUGCUGCCUCUGAUGAUACAGACCAUGGCUACACGGUGUCCCCACGAGUUUCAGCAGCUUGCUCUUUACAAAGCCUUGUAGCUGCUUCUCCUGCAAAAUCUGAACUAGCUGAGAUAGUUCCACAAGAGAAAUCACCCAAAGCUCCACGAUCAUUCUUCUCAUUUCGUUCGCUCAACUGUGGAAGGGGUUGAUUCAAGGCGUUGCCAGUGUAGCCACUGUAAAUUUUAGAAAUAAAGGUUUCAAAAUUAGGUUGCUGUGUGAAAUCUGAUGUAAUUUGUGCCUCACGUGCUGCUUCCUUGUCUGAUGCCGGUACGAGUUUGUGGAGUGAUCUUCUAUCCGGCCAGAUGUAUACAUCAAUAGUAGAUUUACUGUUGUUUGUACAGAUCCAUCCAUCGUGCUCAUGCAUGUAUGGAAGGCCAGAGAUGGAGUUGCUCUGAAUCUUCUCCA